AUGGAUUACUCGUUUGUUUCCUUUGUAAUCAAUUUAAAUCUGAUAUGGUGUAAAAAAGAAAAGUGUUGGAAGGUAACUGAAGUUAUUAACGAAUUCAAACAAACUAUCCCAUUAAUCCAACCAGUUAAAUGGAUGCUGUCAGUUGGUCAGUGGUUCACUCAAUUUUAUUCCAACUUACAACUAACAUUAAUAAGGUUAACACUGAAUUCAAUACUAGAAUUAAAGGAGCAUAAUCAAUGGUUAAAUGAUUCCUUGGGAAAAGAACAAAUGUUACCUGUGGUAAUAUUAGAACUAGCUGAAAGAAUUAUUGGUUGGAAGAAAUUAGAAGAGAUAUUCGACAAAGAGAAUAAAUUUGAUGAGCUAGAUAAAACUAUUGAGCAUUUUAAAGAAAAACUGGAAAUACUAGUAAUUAAACAUUUAACAUGUCAAUUUUUAUGGGGCACAAUUUUAGGAUUUAUUCAUUUAGCACAAGAUUUAAAAAAGGAUGCAAACCUUAAUGAAAAUAGCUUUACCUGGCUUCAACUGAUUAAAACACAACUUUUAUCUUCAAGAAGUAAUAAUCAUGUCGAUAGAGAAAUAAAACAAUUUGAAGAAAUACCAUUCAUUGGGAUUAAUCAAUUUUCAACAGUGCAUGUUUAUAAAUGGGACAAUCAAAGUCUACUAUUAAAUAAUUGUAACACACCAUAUAUACCAUUGUUAAAUACAUCUACGGAAUUAAUCCAGCUAGGAUCUGCUUUAAUCAAUCAUGAAUUUGGACUAUUGAUUGGCCCAAAUAACUGUGGUAAACAGACAACGAUUCGUCAACUUGCUUUCAUACUUGGUCGCCGUCUUAUAGAAUUCUCUAAUCUGCCUUUUAAUAAUAAUCUUAAAGAAUUUGAAAGGCAAUUAAAAAUUGAUUUGCUGCAUUGUGAUCGUAUCGGGGGUUUGCUUUCAAUGAUGAAUAUGCAUAAUCUUGAAUUCGGAAAGUUAGAAAUUGUGAUAAAUUGUUUGAAUGAAAUACAGAAAUGCCUGUCUGUGAAAACUGACAAAAGUGAAGUUACUAGCUUCACAGGAAAUAUUCAACAAACUAUUGAAGAUAUUGACAAUAAUAAACAAAAGUGUAUUAUACACUAUGCAAACAAAGAGAAAUCUUAUCCAGAACAAUGUUUAUUUAACUAUAAUGUGAAAAUCAAUCCAACUUUUGGAUAUUUUGGAACGUUCAACUUACAAAGUUUUAAAAAUAUUUCAGAAACUCAGAAAGAAUCAUUUCGUGUCAUUACUAUUCACAAUCCGAAUUGGGAAUUUAUUGCAAAAUGCCUACUUAUGUUUUAUAUACCAGGAGGAUCAAAUAAUCAAUUAAUCUCACUAUUAACUAAUUUAUUAGCACAUAUUACUGAUAAUGCUGUAAAUGUUUAUGAUCAAAAGAGUAUACGCAUCUCCUGGUCACUUAUAAUACGAUCAUUUGAAUUCGCCCAACAGUUUUGGAUGAAGAAAAUUGAUCGAAUUCAGUUAAAGCGCAAAACAGCUGCACUACGAUCAGCAAUUGUUUUAAGACAAGAAGAAGAUAGAUUAGUCAAGAAUGCAAUCAUUUAUGGAUUGAUGAAAACAUUCAGAGUGAAAUUACCAGUCAACAGUGAUGCUUUUAAAUUUAUGACAGUCAAUCCAAAUUUUGAUUGCGUUAACGAGAUUUAUUAUUCCUCCUGUGAAAAAUAUCUCUGCUUAAAUUCUGCGAUAUCAUGGAGCUGUGAGGAUGAAGAGGUUAUAAACUCUGAAAUUGAUAGAUAUCCUAAAGUGUCAUUGGAUUUUAUUCAUAGACUGUUGAAAGAGAUUCGUGUACGUAAUCUGGAAAUAAUAGACAGUCAAUUAAUAAAGAUUAUUGAAUUAUGGCAGUUGAUAAAUUUAAAUCGUCCAGUUCUAAUUAUUGGUCCUGUGGCAUCUGGUAAAACAACAAUUUUAAGAUUGCUUAUUUCUACAAUUAACUGGUAUCAGUACACGAAAAUUAAUAAGAAGAAUAACACCGAAAAAACAAUGAAUCCACUUCCAUCAUCAUUAACUAUUUCUCCUUUGAAAUUAAAUGAGCAAAAUGCCAGUAGUGUUACGGAUAAUAGUAGUGUAAUACCGUCCUGUCGGGAAAUGAAGCUGGACUUUGGCAUCCUGAAAAGCUUAAAUGAUAAUUCAAUUGAGAAUGAUUCAAAUGGAAGAAUUAUUCACAUAAGGCACUUAUUUCCAUAUUCAGAUGAAUACAUCAAUGCAACCUGUGGUAGAAAUAAGGAAAUUUGGGAAGUCACUCAGAAUGAUUCAUUCAAUAAUGUAGAAGAAUGGUCAGUGCUAGACUUCAGUGAUCAACCUUUGAAAAAGUUAACAUAUUUAAAUGAAAACAAAGUUGUACAACUACUCGAAAUAUUUCAUUCUGCACAGCCUAGGAGAAGAUUAUUCAUAGAAAAAGUCUCUUUGAAUGAAUUGUCACCCGGUUUUUUGAGUCAAUUUUCAAUUUGUUCAACUGAUGUGAAAAAUGAACUUAAUUGGUUACAUAUAUGGAGAAAUUGGUGUAGAACAAGUUAUGGAUGUUACAUGGCAAUCAAUUCUAUAUGGAGUAAAAUACUCAAAGAAUUAGAUAUUCUUUUACCGGUGUUAUUAGAUCGAACAUGGGAACUUCUCAGUCAAUGGUGUACACAUCACAGUGAUUACACUUCUAAUCCAUUAAAUCUACAAGAUUAUAAAAACGCAUUUUAUCAUCGAAAUAUGAAUAAUUUUUUAGCCAUAAUAUCUGAAUUAUUAAAGAAAUACUUCUCCAAAGAAUUAUGGGAAUGGCGUAUAACAGGAGGGAAGCCUACACCUGCUCAUCGAUCAAAUCUUGAGCUAAUUGAUCGCUACUGGUCAAAUUGGAAAAAUAUUGAAGACGUCCAGAAUUUUAUAAUUUAUUGA
Messenger RNA from Trichobilharzia regenti, 2904 nucleotides. The record is from the annotation of a GenBank genome assembly. NCBI's taxonomy places the organism in Eukaryota, Metazoa, Platyhelminthes, Trematoda, Strigeidida, Schistosomatidae.